Rhizophagus irregularis DAOM 181602=DAOM 197198 is the source of this 1019-nucleotide messenger RNA. RefSeq lists its product as uncharacterized. Gene Ontology annotation, cellular component: cytoplasm. Lineage: Eukaryota; Fungi; Glomeromycota; Glomeromycetes; Glomerales; Glomeraceae. The record is from RefSeq and is a predicted model, not a curated record. Gene Ontology annotation, molecular function: ATP binding; protein kinase activity. Gene Ontology annotation, biological process: signal transduction; protein phosphorylation.
AUGGUUUUUGAAUAUGCUGAAGGAGGAGAUUUCAAUAAUUAUUUAAAUAAGAAUUAUGAAAAGUUUGAUUGGUUUAAUGGAUUAAAGGUAUUGAAUAAUAUUGCUAAAAGUCUUAAUGGAAUUCAUCAAAAGCAGAUGGUUCAUCGUGAUUUUCAUACAGGAAAUAUAUUAUUUAUGAAUAAUAAUUUAGCACAUAUUUCUGACAUGGGGUUAUGUAAAAAAAUUGAUGAUAUUAAUGAAGCAAAUAUUUAUGGAGUUAUGCCAUAUGUAGCUCCCGAAGUGUUAAAAGGAAAGCCUUAUACUCAAGCAGCAGAUAUAUAUAGCUUUGGUAUGAUUAUGUAUGUUGUAGCAACUGGAAGACAACCUUUUGAUGAUUGUGCUCAUGAUGAGUUUUUAGUAUUAAAAAUAUGUAAUGAGAUUAGACCUGAGAUAAAUGAAAAAAUUGCACCAAAAUGUUAUAUUAAUUUAAUGAAAAAGUGUUGGGAUGGAAAUCCAGGUAAUAGACCAAAUUCUAUUGAAAUAAAAGAAAUGAUUGAAUUAUUUUAUAAUUCAUUAGAUCAAAAAAAUAGAGAAUAUCAAAAAAGUAUACUAAAAAAUAUACAACAACUUGAUGAAAUUAAGGAAAAAUUUGAAGAAACACAAGAAUAUAGAAAAGAAUAUCUUUUAUCAAUUAAGAAAAACAAAUCAACUACCCAUACACAAGCUAUUUAUAGAUCUCGAUUACUUAACCCUUAUACAAAAAAUAUUUCCAGUACAGUAGAAAUUACUGAUUUUACAAACUUGUAAAUUUCUUAGAAAUAAUGGUCUAAAUUUUAAUGUAAAAGGAGUGUUAAAAGCUCAUUUAUAUAUCAUGAAGUAAUUUGCCAUAUUUUAGUUUAACAGCCAAAAAAAAAGGAAAGAAAUAUUAAUUCCAGAUAUAAGAACAACUUACUUUGCUUAUUCGAUUUUUUGUUUUUCAUUUUUUGCUCAUCAUUUUUUGUUACCAUUUAUUAUUUAAAAUAUAUACUAGUUAGCUUUUG